AUGGCGCGUUCUCUGUGCCGCGUGUGCCUGAGUUGGGGUGGGGCGUGGUUGGAAGGAGGGCAGGCUUCAAAUUGGUGUCGAGCACAACAUGUCGACCUCGAAGAAGAGCUUGAACAACCUGCCCCCACCCCUCCUGUGAAAGCAAGCUUGAAGGUGCCAGGUGGUCGAUUGUGGAACAGAAGGCGUGGCGGUAGGGCAGAGGGGUGGACGCUACAAGUGGUUGGGAUCACGAAGAAGAGGCAGGCUGCAGCUCGCCAGCACCUUUACAACUGGGAUGGUUACAAAGACUUGGAGUUCGGUGGUUCGGAGGAGUUGUACAGCAACCUGAUCAUGCUCUCAGAAUUCUAG
Molecule: messenger RNA, 348 nt
Organism: Triticum turgidum subsp. durum (durum wheat)
Lineage: Eukaryota; Viridiplantae; Streptophyta; Magnoliopsida; Poales; Poaceae
Source: the annotation of a GenBank genome assembly